GAUUCCAGUGGCCUGGCAAUUAGUGACCAGGGCGAUACGCGGAACCGACACACAAAUAUCCGGACGGUCGAGGACAAGCCGUGCGUUUCUAGAGAGGAACCGUGCGCUUUUAGUGGAUCUACUAAACAGCAGAGGACUGAGUAGAACUAGUUCUUUCAAAAGAGCAUCUUUUACCUUUCUGUGAACUCUGGCUAGUAAGGUCCGGGGCAGUAUGAACCUGUUUGAUGUCCUGUCUCCAUGUCAGCACAAGUUUCAGGUCGAGGAUCGUCUAAACCCUCCUGUCAGAAGGUGACCAGUCUGACCCAAUCCAAACUCUACAGGAAUAUGCCCGGCCUGCACAAUGGACUCCAACAGCACCGAGUUGGGCCACUUCUCUCCAUCCGACACCCUCGGAGUGGGAAUGUACCCGGCAUCCACUCUGUGGCCACUGCUCCAGAACACAAGCCUCGUCAACCUCACUGCUGUUUUCAAGCUCAAUGGGAGUAAUGCUGAGGCUGAAGGUCAAUCCUAUGAUCCUCUGGGUGGACACUCGCUCUGGCAGGUCAUUCUCAUCGUUGUCUUUACAGGCCUGCUUUCCCUUAUUACUAUUAUCGGCAACAUCUUGGUCAUGGUGUCAUUUAAGGUCAACCGACAGCUCAAAACAGUUAACAAUUACUUCCUACUCAGCUUAGCCGUGGCAGAUCUCAUCAUUGGGGUCAUCUCUAUGAACCUGUACACUGCCUACAUCGUCAUGGGCCAGUGGGCGAUGGGAAACUGGGCAUGUGACCUCUGGCUAGCCAUAGACUACGUAGCCAGCAAUGCAUCUGUCAUGAAUCUGCUUGUCAUUAGCUUUGACCGAUAUUUCUCCAUUACGAGGCCUCUGACGUACCGUGCCAAACGCACCACCAAGCGAGCAGGAGUGAUGAUUGGCCUGGCAUGGUUUGUGUCACUCAUUCUUUGGGCACCUGCCAUUUUGUUUUGGCAGUAUUUCGUAGGACAAAGAACUGUUCCACAGGAUAAAUGCUACAUUCAGUUUCUCUCCGAGCCUAUUAUUACGUUUUGCACCGCAAUGGCGGCGUUCUACCUGCCGGUGACGAUAAUGAGCGUUUUAUACUGGCGAAUAUACAAAGAGACAGAAAACAGAUCACGGGAACUUGCUGGAUUGCAAGGUUCAGGUGGACGAUUUGGAGGUGUUGAGCGACCACGCUUCCAUCUCCACGCCACUAGGGGGAGCUCUAGGAGCUGCAGCAGCUUUGAACUGGGCCAACCUGGUCAUAAAAAAGCCUCUGUUCACAGUCUGAGUGGGAGAUUCCACUGUUGGGGGUGGAAGUCUGGUGGCAGUGAUAAAAGUGGGCCAAAUAGGGAGGCAGAUCAGAGCAGCAGUGACAGCUGGAACAACAACGACGCUGGACUUUCAGCUGAUCACUCAGGUUCAUCUGAUGAAGACGAGAGCGCACCAUCUACAACAAGAGCCAUCUUCUCAAUUGUUCUCAGUCUGCCUGGCGUGAGGGCCGCAGUCAACUCCCAGGUCACUUCCUGUGAGGAACUGGACACAGAGGAAGAUCCCUUACGGUCAGCCGAGGAGAAGGACAGCAGGGAUGGCAGCAUCUCACGCUCUGUCACCAACGGGAACAAGCGCUUUGUGGGUGGCAUGAGUAAAGUUCAGUCAAUGUCUGCAAUACAGCCGACAACAGAUACCACCACAGACAGCACUAACACUACCAUCAAAUCUCCCUCAGCACCAAUAACUUUCAAAGAGGCAGCUUUAGCAAAACGUUUUGCAGCUCGCGCAAGGACACAAAUCACCAAGCGCAAGCGCAUGUCGCUAAUAAAGGAAAAGAAAGCAGCACAGACUCUAAGCGCCAUCCUCUUUGCUUUUAUCAUAACAUGGACGCCUUAUAACAUCAUGGUACUGGUGAACACUUUCUGCAAUGGCUGCAUACCUGAGAACCUCUGGGCGCUAGGCUAUUGGUUAUGUUACGUCAACAGUACAGUAAAUCCUAUGUGCUACGCACUUUGCAACAAAACUUUUCGUAGCACUUUCAAAAUGAUCCUGCUAUGUCGCUGGGAUCAGAAAAAAAGCAAGCCAAGCUUUCCGCAAAGACAGGCUGUGAGGUUUCACAGGCCCAUACCGACAGACUCCACAUAGCAAAUGAAGAACAGUGAAGAAGCUAAAGUGCUAAUGCUAAAAUGAAAGAUUCAAGAGGUGAUUCCUCAAGACUCUGUAUUAUAUACUCAAGCUUUAAUAUGUAAGUCUUGAUGUGGACGUGUAGUUCAGUGUCUUUUGAUCCUGGGUUUCUUGGUCUUAACAUUUUCAGACACUGUGGUUUGAGCAAGUGCAAUUGCCAUCUGUACUCCCUGUGGACUUUUGUAUGCCUUUUACUAAAUCUUCAGUGCCAACUUUCAGGAGUUCAGCGAUAUGUAAAAGAAGUACAUUUGAAAUGUAGACUGUAUAUUUUGAAUCUCUGAGAGUUUAUCAGAUGCGAUACUCUUCAGAUAAUUGUUUGAAUAUUUUGGGAUUGAAUAUUACAUAUUUCAUUCUUGUCAAUGAACAGAAACUAAAAUAUGAUUUUUAAAUAUUGCAAUGUAUAUGAAAGUAUUUACGGUGAACAAUAAUUAUAAGAUAUUUCUUUUUGUACGUGAAAUUUGCUGAUUUCUGUGAAAACGUGCCACACAGGGGUUCAGUGCUGUUUCGGUAAGUGUAAGUGUUCUUCUGCAACAUGUGAGCCACAGUUGAACAGUUUGUAGGAUUUUCUCUUCUUUUGGUUAUUCAUAAACAGCACUUCCGUAAGCUGCUCUUGUAUUAUAAAGCGUGGUUGUUUACAUUUGUUUUGCUACAAGUAUUUCAAUAGCUAUUAUGUAUGUUUUCAGUGCACACUGAAUAUAUUUGUAUAUGUUUGGAAUGCCUUACGUUUGACUUUGAGAUUGUGCACUGAUUAUACUGGGCUAGCUGUGAAAUCAUUUAUAAAACCUAAAGAAUGUUUUUAACUCUGUUUAAUGGACAUUCAGAUUUAACAUUAUUGUGCUGGGACGUCAUUUCUUUUAAAGCCAAACUGUUUCCUCUAUUACCACUUAAUUUAACAUAACUCGAAUUAGUUACAUACAGACUGUUUUCUAGAUUAAAAAGCACACCAAAUUCAGA
Messenger RNA from Danio rerio (zebrafish), 3121 nucleotides. The record is from RefSeq and is a predicted model, not a curated record. Lineage: Eukaryota; Metazoa; Chordata; Actinopteri; Cypriniformes; Danionidae.